UGACCCAGCUGUCAAAUAUGGCCCCGUCCUACUGGGUGUGAGAGGAGCGACAGCUGACAAAGGAAAGAAAUUUGUCACAUCGCUACACAUCUUCAUCCAGAUAACUCUGUUCUUAUGUGACAUCCUCAGCAAGUGAAAAGUGCCUGCCAAAUGAUGAAGUGUGCCAGAGAGAGGAACUGACAGAAGAAGGCCUUCAUUAUUGCAGACCAUCUGUUCAGAUCAAGCCUCCUCCCACCCCUGCAAGCCCUCCACCCCGCAGCCAUGCAGUUCAACCCAGUGCACGUGGAGUCCACUGUAGUUCUGGCCGUGGUGCUGUGCGUCCACAUGGUGGUCUGGAACCAGCACUCUUGGUGCAGCAUAGCCCUCGUCAUCCAGGCUUUCUAUGUUCAGCACAAAUGGGACCGUCUGCUCAGGUCAGGGGGUGCCGUGUUCCAGUUUCGUCCCGCAGCAAAUAGCGGCAUCGUUCCGGCCUCCAUGGUGAUGCCCUUGCUCGGCCUGGCGCUCAGAGAAAAGUGUUCUGCCUCAGGGAAUGUCUACUUUGAGCGCUUCUCCAUGGUUAUCACCAUCACAGGCAUGAUGCUGGCUCUGUUCCUCUCUCUGAUUGCGCUCGGCAUCACGAGGCCCGUGCCUACAAACACUUGUGUGAUCGCAGGCAUGGCCGGCAGUGCAAUACUCUACACGACAAAACAGACCCUGACGGUGUCUGAGGUCAUCGAGGUCUUAGAGGUACUUUUGAUCUUCGUCUAUCUCAGCCUGAUUGUGCUUUAUCUGCUGCCGCGCUGCUUCACACCUGGAGAGGCGCUCCUCAUUGUCGGUGGAAUCAGUUUCAUCGUCAACCAGCUCAUCAAGCGCUCCCUGAACCUGGCAGAGGUCAAAGGCGAUCCAGUGAACUACUUCCUGCCGGUGGUAGUGGUGGGCUCACUGCUGCUGGGCGUUUUCUUUGCCCUUCUCUUCUGUUUCAUGGAGUCAGAGACCUGGGUCUCAUCGCUUUUCUUUCACAUGAUGACAGCCGUCCUGGGUCUGGGAAUCCUCAUGCCGUGGCUCUCCCUCUUCAUCGGCCGGCACCCCAUCAUGUGGCUGCUGGACUUUCUCACGUUAAAUGACAGGAGACUCUGCCUGUUGGGGUACUGGGUGUUUCUGGCUGUCGUGGCCACCUGCGUUGUGUUACACCAGAACUACCAGCGCCAGUCAGGAUCCAAGAAGCACCAGGCCUCAACUGUUGUCAGGAAGUACUUCCAUCUGAUUGUAGUGGCCACAUACGUUCCAGGGCUGAUAUAUGACAGACAACUGCUUCAUGUAGCCUCCGUGGGCUGCUUGGCAGUUUUCUUGUUCCUGGAGUACGUGCGUUACUUCCGGAUCAGGCCGCUGGGUCAGCUGCUCAGGCAGCUGCUCACCCUGUUCCUGGAUGAGCGGGACUCUGGACCUCUCAUCCUGACCCACGUCUACCUGCUGCUGGGCAUGUCUCUGCCCAUUUGGCUGUUCCCUGGGCCCUGCGCCCCUAAGGGGAUACUUCCUGGCGCGGGUGGCCUGGUGCCUUAUGCUGGUGUGCUGGCCGUGGGGGUCGGAGACACUGUGGCGUCCGUGUUUGGCAGCACCAUGGGGGAGAUCCGUUGGCCUGGCACUAAGAAAACGAUGGAAGGAACCGCAACGUCUGUGUUCGCCCAGAUCAUCGCAGUGGCCAUGUUUCUCAUCUUCGAUGGGAGCAUCAACCUGAACUCCACCUACUCGUGGAUUGUUGGCUCCAUCACUCUAGUGGCCAUGUUGGAGGCCUACACCUCCCAAAUAGACAACCUCCUUCUCCCACUCUACCUCUUCAUCCUGCUUUUGCUUUGAAUGGACAGAUGGCCCAAACAAGAACAGAUCCCUCCCCCCUGUCCUCAGCCCUCUGUGGGAGGAAGAAGGAGUGGUGAAUUUGGAAAAAAGAAAGAAAUAAGAUAAAUAAAAAAAGAAAUACAAUUAAAAUGUGAUCAUCAAAGUAAUAGAAGUCCUUUUAGAAAUCAGUGGACUCAAAAAUGGGAGUAGUUUUUACUAGCACAGCAUAGAAAUGGUGAAAAGCUGGAAGAGCAAUGCAGCACUAAAAAAAUGUGCUCUUUUACUGUAUUUGGCACCAGACAUGAUGUUAGCAUGACAUCAGAGCCUGCGUCUUCAGGUCACAAGUCAUUUCAGUAUCAGUUGCUUUGAGGAAUGAGACGAUCAGAAUAAGUUAUUAAGAAACGUGAGGAAGAGUUGCUAAAUAUUCUUUGAGCUAAGUGACGGCGGCGGUGUAUGGUUUCUUUGAGUGUCGCUCUCCUGACGCCAAUAACAGCUCCUGAAUUAUGCAAGAGGAGAUAAAGUUUAAUUUAAAAAAUAAAGUCCUUUAAGAGUAUUGUCAUUACAUUGGACAUUAUAGACGCUGCUAAAAGGCACAUUCUGAUCAUCAGAGAGGAGGUUUUCCUAUCCUUGUCCCUUUCUUGCAAAUGAAUACAUGCCUUUGUAUUGCCUUUGAAGAACAUUAUUUGAAAUUAGCUUGUUGAUAUAUCCUUUUCUUAAUCAACCUUUUUCAUUAUUAGAUUAUUAUUUUGCCUCCCUGAUGGCAAUAUGAAGGACUUACUGCUGAAAAUAAUUGCCUUAAGAAGUAUAUUUUCUAUCACACAUUAUUGUAGAUGCUGUAGAUGAAAGCAUGGCAGCCCCCUCUCAACUCUUCUUUACAAGGGCUGGUUUAUACUUUGAUAUGGCAGAAACUCACUAUGCUCCUGCAUGACACUAAUGUGAAAUCCAGUACUGUAAAAUGUACACAGGUAUACUACAGUAUAUUUAUGUUUGGUAAAUUUACUUUGCUUAAUAUUUUCUGUGGUUUGAUGGGACCCCUUAAAGGUGAACUUAAUAUAUACAUUUCCUUGUGAUACUGAGCCUUCAUACACUGCAUAUUUUUGGACUCUGUAAGAUGUGCUUUGGGCCAAACUGAUGAACACAGGCCCAUCCUUUUUAGCAGCUUUUUUAGCGUUAAUGAGUCCAAAUUAUUAUGGAAUAUUUGCUUUAUAGAAAUAUCAAACGUCAUCAUGUUUGAUCUUAUCUUCCUGAGAUAAGGACGCUACAGUUCAUAACCUGAAACUUGUUUUCAGAAUGAAUGAAUGAAUGAACAGCCUUUGGUUUAUGUUCAUCUGUAAAAAUGUUUUGUUUUUUUUUUAUUAGUGAUGACAGGUUAUUAGCAUGAUCCUACUAGUACUACUUGUUUUUGCCAUCAUCCUUACAUUUUUAAAAAUGUAAUAUUGCAUGCUGAGUGCAUCCGAGGAGAAAGAUAAAAUUUAUAUGCCUCACAUUUUCAGUCCAUUUGUUUUAGUACUCAUCUGAGGAUUGACAGGAGGAACCUGUGUGGCUGACUGAGUCAUUUCACUCUGAUGACAUCAUCAACAUUACAUUAACCCUUUGCUUUCUCAGUUUGACUUGAAAAUGAACAUAAAAAGUCUGGAUAUUGUGGUUUAUAAUCAUCUACACAUAUAUGGUUGUUUUCAUUUAAAUUGUGUUUUAAAAUCAAACUAGAAAUGGGAGGAAUAUGCCAUUUUAACACAAAUUUGAAAAAAUGACCUUGGACAAGAAGAAUGCUGGUUGGUGACGAUGUUGAUGAGGAGACUGAAUAAAAGUAGAUCUAAACAUCA
Lates calcarifer (barramundi perch) is the source of this 3635-nucleotide messenger RNA. It is a transcript of the gene dolk, whose product is annotated as dolichol kinase. Bases 262 to 1833 code for a protein of 523 amino acids. Lineage: Eukaryota; Metazoa; Chordata; Actinopteri; Centropomidae. The record is from RefSeq and is a predicted model, not a curated record. The transcript is spliced from 2 exons. Gene Ontology annotation, molecular function: dolichol kinase activity. Gene Ontology annotation, biological process: dolichyl monophosphate biosynthetic process. Gene Ontology annotation, cellular component: endoplasmic reticulum membrane.